GUGGGCCCUAACAGCACACGCUUUUUCCACCCUGUAGAUUUUGUCAUGUUAAAUGCUGAAAGGGUGACCUGGUGGGCUUGGGCAGUACUUGAGUAACCACCUACUAAACGUCCUGGCUUGAUUUGUCCAUUUUUUUUUUUUUAAAGUCGCAACUUCCCAUCACUUGGUUUUUGAUGGGAUAGUCUAACGUCAGAGUCGAAACCCAAAGUAGGAAAAGUUCUUGAGUGACCUUCGUGCUGUUUCCAGUACAAGCUGGUGCCUGGUUUUGCUGGAUUGUAAUAUGCCCUUUUGAACAAGAAAUAGAAGUCUCUUCAAGGCGCGCUUCCUUGAACUCUGUCCAUGAAUCCCGGGCACGCGGUGAUUUCUCUGAACCAGUGUCUUCAGGGAGGUUGUGUGUCACGGUGAAACCUGAGCCUGUCCUUGGAGGUUUGGAAUUCCUAGAUCCUGAGUAGGGCCUAGAAGCCUAAAUCUGUACUUUUAGGAAUUUCUGCAGUUGAUUUUUGAGAAUCACUCUUAGGAAAAAAAGACUUUAAAAAUAUGUAUUUUGAAGAAUAUUAAGAAAUUUGAGAUUCAGAUUUCAAAGCAGUCACGUAGGGGAAAAAUGCCUAAAAAGAAGACUGGUGCGAGGAAGAAGGCAGAGAACCGCCGGGAACGUGAAAAACAGCUGCGAGCAUCGAGAAGCACUAUAGAUUUAGCUAAACACCCAUGCAAUGCUUCAAUGGAAUGUGACAAAUGUCAGAGGCGGCAGAAGAAUAGAGCAUUUUGCUAUUUUUGUAAUUCAGUACAGAAGUUACCAAUUUGUGCACAGUGCGGGAAAACAAAGUGCAUGAUGAAGUCUUCAGACUGUGUCAUAAAGCAUGCUGGUGUAUACAGUACUGGCCUUGCAAUGGUGGGUGCAAUAUGUGACUUCUGUGAAGCAUGGGUGUGUCAUGGUCGGAAAUGUCUCAGCACACAUGCCUGUGCCUGCCCUCUUACCGAUGCGGAGUGUGUGGAAUGUGAACGAGGUGUCUGGGACCAUGGAGGCAGAAUAUUCAGUUGUUCUUUUUGCCAAAACUUUCUCUGUGAAGAUGAUCAAUUUGAACAUCAAGCCAGCUGCCAGGUUUUAGAGGCGGAAACAUUUAAAUGUGUUUCGUGCAAUCGGCUCGGUCAGCAUUCUUGUCUCCGUUGUAAGGCCUGUUUCUGUGAUGACCAUUCAAGGAGCAAAGUAUUUAAACAAGAAAAAGGAAAACAGCCUCCUUGCCCUAAAUGUGGACAUGAAACUCAGGAAACUAAGGAUCUUAGCAUGUCAACACGCUCCCUGAAAUUUGGCAGACAGGCUGGAGGUGAAGAGGGAGAUGGAGCUUCUGGGUAUGAUGCUUAUUGGAAGAACCUUUCAUCUGAUAAGUAUGGGGAUACCAGCUACCACGACGAUGAGGAUGAGUCUGAAGCAGAGGAUGAUGAAGAAGAAGACGAUGAAGGUGGAAAGGAUUCAGAUGUUGAGUCAUCAGAAUUGUUUACUAAUUUAAAUUUAGGAAGGACCUAUGCCAGUGGCUAUGCUCACUAUGAAGAACAAGAGGACUAGGGGAACUGCUUGCCUGUUGGUGACCUUGCCUGAGAGGAGCAGGAAAGUGUGUGCUUGAUGAAUCGUGUGUGGGUGUUCAGAAGUACUGUCACUUAGCCUUGUGCAAAAGACUAGUCACACUUACUGGGCAAGGGGUAGGCAUAGCAUUUUUAUAGGAACUGAUAAGCAGGCGUAUGGCAUAAGAAAAAUGAUUUUCAAAUGUAAGAUGUUUAUUGAUAUAAGGAAUUAAGCAUCAUGGAUUGGAUUUUUACUGAUUUCAGUAACCUGGUAGGUUUUGCCAAUUAGAUACAUAUAUAGGAUAAAGGAAUAAUUGGAGGGUAAUAUAUUUGAAAUUAAAUUGCUGUUUUUAUGAAAAACACUGCUUAUAAAUACAUUCUGUCUGAUUUUGUAAAAUGUAAUGGGUAAAUAGAGUUAUUGUAUUUUUCCUUGUAUGUCCAUAGGAUACAAGUCAGAUGUUCUAUACUAAAUUUUCAUUAAAUCUUCAUGUCAUCUUACAUAGUCGUGAUAUGUGUGCUUUAGCAACUGAUUCUUCACAAUGUACAUCCUGAAUAGUACCUAUUAAUGCCUAAAUGUAUAGACAAAGGUGACUACAAAGCCAUUUUUCAGACACAGAAUCAGAAUUAGUAUUACACAGAUGCUUUACCCAGGAAAUUUAAUUUCUUUUUGAAUAAAUCUAGUAUUACAGUUACA
Molecule: messenger RNA, 2251 nt
Organism: Eptesicus fuscus (big brown bat)
Lineage: Eukaryota; Metazoa; Chordata; Mammalia; Chiroptera; Vespertilionidae
Gene: NOAZFP
Product: zinc finger protein 330
Exons: 10
Coding region: 602-1561 (319 amino acids)
Cellular component (GO): nucleus
Molecular function (GO): zinc ion binding
Source: RefSeq, a predicted model, not a curated record